AUGGACGGCCGGUGGAGCCGCUUCCGCAAGGAAUUCCGAGUGCCGGAGAACUGCGUCCUCGACAAGAUCAGUGCCAAGUUCGAGAACGGACUUCUUCAUCUUGUCUUCCCCAAGUCCAUCACCAAACUUUCUCGGCCAGACGACGGCAGCAUCAGGAAACAAGGUGGGGAGGAGGAGACUGAGAAGGUUGGGAAACAAGAGAAGGAUCAGGUCAAGGAGGAUAAACCAGGGGAUGGCGAGAAGAAAGCAGCAGCUCGGGCGGCUAGCCGUGGUGUUGGAUUAAGGCUGAGGAAGAUGAAGCUUGAGAUGGGCGGACAGGAACGUGAACUGCGCGACACCAGGAAGGGGCUCAUGCUGGCUUUGGCCGUGGCUGCUGUGGUUUCAGUCGGGGUGGGAUUGUAUCUGAAUCAUAAGCUGACUUCCGCACACACAAUUAAUAUAUCGAUGCUUAUAUUUUAA
This is a messenger RNA of Musa acuminata AAA Group (dessert banana), 459 nucleotides long. RefSeq names its product inactive protein RESTRICTED TEV MOVEMENT 2-like. The coding region runs from base 1 to 459 and encodes 152 amino acids. The record is from RefSeq and is a predicted model, not a curated record. The transcript has a single exon. Lineage: Eukaryota; Viridiplantae; Streptophyta; Magnoliopsida; Zingiberales; Musaceae.